Messenger RNA from Salarias fasciatus (jewelled blenny), 1080 nucleotides. RefSeq names its product gap junction alpha-3 protein-like. Lineage: Eukaryota; Metazoa; Chordata; Actinopteri; Blenniiformes; Blenniidae. Gene Ontology annotation, cellular component: connexin complex. The transcript has a single exon. The record is from RefSeq and is a predicted model, not a curated record. Bases 1 to 1080 code for a protein of 359 amino acids. Gene Ontology annotation, biological process: cell-cell signaling. Gene Ontology annotation, molecular function: gap junction channel activity.
AUGGCGGACUGGAACCUGCUGGGGAAGCUGCUGGAGAAUGCCCAGGAACACUCCACCGUGGUGGGCAAAGUGUGGCUGACGGUGCUGUUCAUCUUCCGCAUCAUGGUGCUGGGAGCGGCCGCCGAGAAGGUGUGGGGGGACGAGCAGUCCGGCUUCACGUGCGACACCAAGCAGCCCGGUUGCCAGAACGUGUGCUACGACAAGACCUUCCCCAUCUCGCACACCCGCUUCUGGGUGCUGCAGAUCAUCUUCGUCUCCACGCCGACCCUCAUUUACCUGGGCCACAUCCUCCACCUGGUCCGCAUGGAGGAAAAGGAGAAGCAGAAACAGAAGGAGCUCGCCGCGCAGGGCGAAAAGCAGCCGCAGUCGCCCGGCGCUAAAGCCAAGAAGCACCCGCUGAAAGACAGCCAGGGCCACGUGUAUUUGCAAGGCGCCCUGCUGAGAACCUACACCUUCAAUGUGAUCUUUAAAACCCUGUUUGAAGUGGCCUUCAUUGUGGCGCAGUACUUCCUGUACGGCUUCGACCUCAAGCCGAUGUACACGUGUGACCGCUGGCCGUGUCCGAAUGUGGUGAACUGCUACAUCUCCAGACCCACCGAGAAGACCAUCUUCAUCAUCUUCAUGCUGGCCGUGGCCUCCGUCUCCCUGCUGCUCAACUUGGUGGAAAUGUAUCAUCUGGGUUUCACAAAAUGCCACCAGGGUCUCCGUUACAGACGAUCGAAAACCGCCAACGAGUCACCCAAGGGCCUGAGUGACGUGGUAAUACCCUUCGUACCGAGCUACAAUUAUUUCUCGAGUCAUAACGAGCCCUUCCCGACGAACUCAAAGUACUGCAUGGCCGACCCAAACAAUCCUUUCAACCCCUACACCAGUAAAGCCGUGUUCAAGCAGAAUAAAGACAAUCUGGAUGUGGAGCGGAUGGGCAAAGAAGAGGAGGAGGACCGCUUUAGAGAGAUAGAAACGGCCAGCACCGUGUCAGAGCAGGCUGCCGAGGUUCAGUGCACGAACAGUCAGUCCAGCAAGCAGAGCAGCAAAAGCAGCAAAAGCAACAAAAGCAGGGAGAGCGACCUGAAGAUCUAG